AUGAGUGAGAAUUACGGACCAACCAACGGAGAAUCAUCUGAGGAUGACACACCAAAUUAUACGGCAUCAGAUGCCAAUUCUUCGGCUAUUGACCAGCAGCUAAAUUCACAAAAUCAACCGGUACUACUCCAGCCUUCAACUGUUCCUUCACAAGCAAUUGGGAAUACUUCUCAAUCAACCGUACCGCUUUCCCUAGAUCCAGAUGAAAAUCAUACCAGCCUAGGCUAUUUUGAAGUAAACGAUAAGAAAUCAGAGAUCGUUGAGCAAGAAGCGACCGAGCCUCAGAUGGAUCCAUUUUUUGAAGGUGUUUUCUUUCAGCAUGAUGAUGCUCAGCCAGCCAGCAACACUCAAAAUAAAGCAAAUACAUUAAUUGAAAAAAGGCCUAUCAAUGAAAAGUACACAGUAGGUAUAGGAUGUUUGCCUUUGCAGAGAGAGUUUGUUACUGCAAAGAAAGGUGGUCAUUUUACUAUAAUGGUUGUAGGACAGACUGGACUAGGGAAAACUACGUUUGUGAACACCUUGUUCAGGACUUCAUUGCUACCUAGUGUAUGGGAUACUUUAGAAAGUGUAAAGCCAAAUGUGUUUUUUAAAAAAACCACUAGAAUUAUUCGUCACCAAGCUAUGAUUGAAGAAAAUAAUAUUAAAUUGAAACUUACUGUCAUUGACACACCUGGAUUUGGCGACAAUACUAACAAUUCUUUUGCAUGGUCACCAAUAAUCAGCUAUAUCGAUGAACAGUUUAGGUCCUAUAUUUUCCAAGAAGAACAACCUGAUAGAAAGCGUUUAAGUGAUAAUAGAAUUCACUGUUGCUUAUACUUUUUAAACCCAUCUAAUAAAGGUAUUUCUCCUUUGGAUAUUGAAGCCAUGCAAGAAAUAUCUAAAAGAGUGAACUUAAUUCCAGUUAUCGCCAAGGCAGAUUCUUUAGGCGUUCACAAUAUCAUCACAUUUAAAGAUGAUGUAAAAAAGAUUAUUAACGCACAAGGAAUUAAAGUCUGUGCCUUUUUAGACGAGGGUGAUCCAGACUGUCAAGCUGUCUGCAGAGACUCGCCAUACACGUUGGUCUGUUGCGACAGCUAUGUCCAAAAACCAAACGGCGAGAGAGUCCGUGGCAGAAAAUACAAAUGGGGCGUCGCAGAGGUGGAAAACCCAAAACAUUCAGACUUUUGCCUACUAAGAGAUAUUUUAAUGUCCAGAAACAUGGUAGAUUUGGUUGUCAGCAGUGAGAAAUAUUAUGAAACUUGUCGUUCUCACAUGCUAAUGACUCGUAUCAACCAAGCCAAAGACGGUUUAGCCGCUGAAACCAGCGAAGACAAUGUAAUUUUGAAAAACAUGAACUAUGAAAACCCCGAUGCUAAUGGUUUACAAAACUAUAAAUGUUACCAAAUUUACAACAAACAGUACAUGGACGAAUUGAUAAUAGAAUGGUCUCCAGAGUUCAUUCACAAGCAAUGGGAGGCUAAAAAGAGAUUCAACGAAAUAGUUCAUCUAGAAGAGAAGAAAUUCAAGGACUGGAAGAGAGCCUUAAUGUUCAAACAAACAAAUUUCAACAGUGAGAUUGAAGAUGUACACAAUCGUGUUAAAAACCUACAAAUCGAUUGUGAAGAAUUAGAAUCUAUCUUGUUGCAAACCGGCGGUGUUGGAGGUAACAUGAACAGCAAGCGUAUGAGUAAACAUGAUUUACUACAAUAG
Molecule: messenger RNA, 1689 nt
Organism: Eremothecium cymbalariae DBVPG#7215
Lineage: Eukaryota; Fungi; Ascomycota; Saccharomycetes; Saccharomycetales; Saccharomycetaceae
Gene: SPR3
Product: septin SPR3
Exons: 1
Coding region: 1-1689 (562 amino acids)
Biological process (GO): cytoskeleton-dependent cytokinesis
Cellular component (GO): septin complex; cell division site; septin ring
Molecular function (GO): molecular adaptor activity; GTPase activity; GTP binding
Source: RefSeq, a predicted model, not a curated record